Molecule: messenger RNA, 5933 nt
Organism: Sus scrofa (pig)
Lineage: Eukaryota; Metazoa; Chordata; Mammalia; Artiodactyla; Suidae
Gene: PELI2
Product: pellino E3 ubiquitin protein ligase family member 2
Biological process (GO): regulation of Toll signaling pathway; protein polyubiquitination
Molecular function (GO): protein binding; ubiquitin protein ligase activity
Source: RefSeq, a predicted model, not a curated record
CCCUCGGGGCUUCCGCGGCUGCAGCUCUCGGCGCGGGUAGGUCCCUCUGCUGCCCGGUCCCAUUUGUUGCCGAGUCCAGUGCGGGGCGGCCGCGGCGUGCGGAGCUCCGGAGAGCCCGGCAGGGCAGCCUCGCAGCCACGACGGAGCAGCCGCGGGACUGGCCGCCACGCGCCCCCUUCGCCGCCGUGCCCUUCCCCGGCGCGCUCACCCCCUUCUCGGGAUGGGAUUGUAGCGGCGGCGCGGACUCGGCGGGGAUCGCGGCGGAGGCGGCGGCGGCGGCCGAGCGGGGCUCCAUGUUUUCCCCCGGCCAGGAGGAACACUGCGCCCCCAAUAAGGAGCCGGUGAAAUACGGGGAGCUGGUGGUACUUGGGUACAAUGGUGCUUUACCUAAUGGAGACAGAGGCCGGAGGAAAAGCAGGUUUGCGCUCUACAAGCGGCCGAAGGCCAAUGGAGUCAAACCCAGCACAGUUCAUGUGAUUUCCACACCGCAGGCAUCCAAGGCUAUCAGCUGCAAAGGUCAACACAGUAUAUCGUACACUCUAUCAAGGAAUCAGACUGUGGUGGUCGAAUACACACAUGAUAAAGAUACAGAUAUGUUUCAGGUGGGCAGAUCAACAGAAAGCCCCAUCGACUUCGUUGUAACAGACACAAUCUCUGGCAGUCAGAAUAAUGAUGAGGCCCAGAUCACACAAAGCACCAUAUCCAGGUUUGCCUGCAGGAUAGUCUGUGACAGGAAUGAACCUUACACAGCACGGAUAUUCGCAGCCGGAUUCGACUCUUCCAAGAACAUAUUUCUUGGAGAAAAGGCAGCAAAGUGGAAAAACCCUGAUGGCCACAUGGAUGGGCUCACGACCAAUGGCGUCUUGGUGAUGCAUCCAAGAGGGGGCUUCACGGAGGAGUCCCAGCCCGGGGUCUGGCGCGAGAUCUCUGUCUGUGGAGACGUGUACACCUUGCGAGAGACCAGGUCUGCGCAGCAGAGGGGAAAGCUGGUGGAAAGUGAGACCAACGUCCUGCAGGACGGCUCCCUCAUCGAUCUCUGCGGGGCCACACUUCUCUGGAGGACGGCAGACGGCCUCUUUCACACACCCACCCAGAAGCACAUCGAAGCCCUCCGGCAGGAGAUCAAUGCGGCCCGGCCACAGUGUCCAGUGGGGCUCAACACCUUGGCCUUCCCCAGCAUCAAGAAAGAGGUGGUGGAGGAGAAGCAGCCCUGGGCAUACCUCAGCUGCGGCCACGUGCACGGCUAUCACAACUGGGGCCAUCGGAGCGACACGGAGGCCAAUGAGAGGGAGUGUCCCAUGUGCAGGACUGUGGGCCCCUACGUGCCCCUGUGGCUGGGCUGCGAGGCGGGCUUUUACGUAGAUGCAGGACCGCCCACUCAUGCGUUCACCCCAUGUGGGCACGUGUGCUCAGAGAAGUCUGCAAAAUACUGGUCUCAGAUCCCGCUGCCUCACGGAACUCACGCCUUUCAUGCCGCCUGCCCUUUCUGUGCCACGCAGCUGCUUGGGGAACAGAACUGCAUCAAAUUGAUUUUCCAAGGUCCGGUUGACUGACGCCCCCUUGACAGCCAUCUACAACUUUAUUAACAAGUUACUGUGAAGGUUUUGCCACUAACUCUAGAUUUUACCCUUUUGUAAUGCCGUUUAUUUAGUGGAGGGUGUUCCUGAGGCUGGGAGGAAAGAGGGGCGCGGCGCCUAAACAUGGCAGGCAGUGACGAAAACAGUGGUGUGUUGCAUGCUCCAAACAGCUGCAUCGUCAGUGACGUCUGCUUGAUUAAACCCUAAUGUCUUUAUUGGAUUUAAAACACCAUGCUUUUAUUUUAACCUUUGGGUUCUGGCAGAAAGUGUUCUUGGUUAAACUUGGACAAGACUUUAAAUCCUCUUUUACAAAUUGUAGAAGUCUGUUUAUUCAAAAGUCGUCGGUUCUUAAUUGCAACCUUCAGUGCUGCGUGGUGCGUGUGUUCGCCAUGCCCAAUGUCUGGAAAUACUUGAUAGAGGUUAAACUCUGACCAGAUAGGGGGCCAGCUCUACAAGGUGAUGUCAGGGAACAGGAGACCUAGGCACGGGUGGUUGUUUUGAAAUCCGGGACUUUUUUCUGAUUUUCUUUUCAUAUGUUGCCUUUUUUUUUUUUUUUUUUUUUUGGUAACUUUGGUAGAAUUUAAUUACUUUAUACACAUGUUCAUCAAAUACCUUGGCAUUUCAAACAAAGAAUUUUCCAUACCUUUUUAGCCUGCCUUUUGUUAUUUUGGUCUCUGAUACUCAUCAUGCAUGGCCAGAAUUGUUUGGUUGAUUAAAAUGCCACAAGUCCUAAAAAUCCAUUAACUGAGGGUCAACACGGCCCAGAUAUUAAUAACAUCAAGUUUUAUUUGCUUACUGGAUUAUUUAAGAUGAUUAAAAUAAGAUAUUACAUUUUAAAACCACUUGUUGGGGUUUUCUAAGUUGUUUUUUGUUUUGUUUUCCCCUCAAGAAAGCCAAAAUUCUGGGAGCCCAAAAGCAGCAUAUCCCAAUGAUAGUCAUUUUUGUUCCCUCCCUUUCUGCCGUCUGUCACCUUCCUUUGCAGCUUACGGAGCCCUGUUAAGUUUUGAAAAUGUUUGCAAAUAAAACUAAAUUUAAAUGUGAUCAUUAGGUAUAUACAACACCAAGUGGUACAGCUGCAGAGAUCAUUUGAAAUUCCUGAUUUCAAGAGAGCAAAUGAGUGUUUACUGAGAAAUAAUUAAAUCAGAAUUUCAUAUGAGCGCCACCAUCCCUCUCUGUUAGUUUCAUUUCAUUGUGAAUAGUAAUUCUUGGAUAUUCGUUCUCUGUGCUUAGUACCAGUGUAUGCCUGUUCCCAGAAUAUAAUGAUCCUUUAGGACAUGCAACUGCCAGAGCUGGCUAGGAUGAAAUCGGUUCCUGCCACAUGGAGCAAGUAUUUAUUUAAAUUAACAUCCUCUUAAAUUGACCGUGGCAGAUUUGUGCUGCAUUUUUUUAACCUUUGUAAUGAUAUAUAAUUUAUAUGACCCUAAUAUACUGUAUUCCUAUUUGAAUUGGUUUUUUCCAUGGUUUGCCUACUAGCAAAUAUUUUGCCUAUUUUCAAAUCGUUCUAACCCAUUUUGAAAAUCCUUUUCCUUAACGUGAUAAGAUCGAUCAGUCGUGACUGCUGUGUUUAAGUUGACUUCAUGUCUAAAAAGUUCAGCCUCUGUUUUUAAUAGCUUUACUUUUCAGUGGAGAUUAUUGUUUAUGAUGAGGUGUUUUGGCAGUUUGAAGUGACGUGAAAAUCCAAUAACAGUGCUCUUAUUAAUAGCUUACUCUAUUCUGUAUAGUUUGCUCAACCUGCAGACAGAAAAGGAAAGAAAAAAAACGAAGUUGGUCCUAGCAUGUAUCAAAUGCCUUUUGAUGUAGUUAAAGGUUCCCAUGAUUAGCUUUCACCAAUAGCGUGGCUUUUCAAUUUGUGCUGCUUUAGGUUCCAUAAAAAUGAUAAAGGAAGCACAGGGUCCCUUUUCUUGCUCUGUGGCUUGAAGGUGGGUUGAGAAAUCUUAGUACCCUAAAAGUAUCUUGUAAAUAAAUGGUCUUGCAUCUAGAAAGGCUGGAUUUUACCUAUCAAAAAUUUUUCUAAGAAAGUUACAAUCGGUAUACUUUUCUAUUUCAAGGACUACAGAAUGUCAGGGUCUAGUAGUUCUACAUGCAACAUGUGCCCCAAAAUAAAGUUAACUUCCAACCUGAAAAAUUCCUGACUUUCAGUUUUAGUAAACUUGUGUAAUCUAUUCCAAGCUCUUGGAAGGGGUAACAGUGACCCACCUCCUGUUAGUGCCAUACCUUUUUCUUUGACUUCCCAGUGAGGUCUCCUCCCACCCUGCCUAGGGAACCAUAGCAAGCUGGCAAGUCUGCAGAAGAAAACCAGGCUCCUCUUGGCCACUUCUAAUAAGAUCUUCUUAUAACUUUGGCUAAUGAAUUUUUCCCCCGAGUUGAGAGCAAUUUCAUUUAUGAGAAGAACUCUAGCUCAGAGUAGAGUAAUACAGCUCAGAAAAGGUAACUUCUCAGAGGUCAUGUCUGUUUUUAUGUCUUACUGAUGUUCAAGGGCAAAUCCCACUCCCCAGGUGUAUACAUAGGAAAUUGCAGACCAGUUAUCCUGAUCUCAGCCUGACCAAAAUGCCUUUUGUGACUAGGUUUCCAGAAAAGCCCCAGUGAUAUAUUCCCAUAGGUUUGGUUUUUUUUUUUUUCCAGAUGUUUAUGCUAGUUUACUACAAAAAAAAAAAAAAAAUUCAGAGUGAUGGGAUAGAACUCUGAAUAUUUUUCUAGUCUGGAAUUUUUUUAUUAUUACUAAUCGGUGCUGCCAGGUCAUGCAUGCUGCAACUCAACAGUUCCCUUAUUUCGUUUCACUUUUUGCAAAAAGGGCUACAGUUCACACUGCAGAGUAAGUAUUAAGCUUUCUGGGUUUUUUUUUUUUUCCCCAACUGUAGCCUAAAAGAAUUAAAAUCUUUUAAUAUAAAUAGCAUAUUUAUCAUUCCUUGAUAGUUAAUUAUAGAGUUUGGUACCUUUGUGCCUCAGGGAAGCCACGUGAUAUAACUGGUUAUAGAAUUUCAGGGUUAGGGUUUAAAGAAAGGAGAAAGCCAUUGGAAAAAUGAUGGGCUCCAUUAAGGAGACUAAUGAAUCUGGAUGCAGAAAUAUGCCAGCAACUGGCAUGCAUACACAUGAUUGUAGUAGAAUUUACUUCCAGUAUCAAUAGGGAAAUUUUUUUAAGUUAUUACAUCUACUUUAUCAGCAGAGUUGAGGAGAACUCUUCAUGAAGCUUCAAUGCUUUAUUUUUGCAUACAUUAAAAAAAAAAUUGAAACCCCUGUCAUUUGGGGAGCUCAGUAUUGUUAUUUAGGCACUUUUUGAGAAUUUAAAAAGGAGAAUGUUUUCUCCUUAAUUUAACAUAGAUUACAGAAUUAUUACCAGCAGUUCUAUGAUUUUGAUCAACUUUUCUGUUUAAAGCCAUUCUGUUCUUUGGAUUUGCAUGAAGUAUAUGAUCACAACAUUGUUAAUGCUGGCUAUCCAUGCAAUCCUGCCUUGUAACAAUGGAAUUUCUGAUAGAUAAACCACAGAACUUUGAUUUUAAGCCAGAUCCAGCUCUGGUCCCUUGGCUGUAGCUCUUACAUCGCCACAGUUUGGCCUUCAUAGGCAGAGGGUAUGAAGUUCCUCCUGUAGUGCUACACAGCUCUGUUGUCAUUUCUUUAUGACCCAGUCAAAGGCCAAUGAGACAACUCCAGGAUCUAUUUAAAAGAACGUAAACAUUACUGAAGCAGUAAAACAAAAGAAGGUUCAGUAUUUCUUUUAGUAAAACUUGUAUCUUCUCAAGUUUUCACCCUCACGAAGAACCCCUGGAGGAAAAUGGGGAAAAGUAAAUAUUUUUCCAGUUCUACUUAUUUCUAAACAAAAGUAAACUCAAUGAAAGGGAAGUUGUUUCUUUUUAGCUGAGAUGACAGAUUUGUUUCUCUGUAUUAAAUAGUCUAGAAGCUAAGAGAGUAGUCAUAUUUACCAUGUAUAGUGUUAUGAGCAGUUAAAUUUUAUGGCUAUAUUUGUAAAAUUGUUCUUUUAUAUUUCAUGUCAAAUUGAAAAGUUUAUUUCUUCACUAUUGUAUCUGUGGAAAUACAAGCCAUUUUACAGGAAAAGUCUUCAAAAACUAUUAAACGGAUCUCAGUAUGUUUGUGAGUCAUUGUCUUCAGACUCUGUGGCUGUCACUGGUUCAUCAGGACACACAAUAGGAAGUUGAUACAAAAGUAGAUUUGAUUUUUUCAUUUUCAGACUCCCAGGUUGAUCCCAAACAGUUGAGCUUAUCAUUCUUUUAUAUUCUGCACAAUGCUUAUUUAGCUUCUGAAAAAUCUCAGUUUUUUUUUUUUAUUUUAAAAAUUCCAUUGGUGUUUGUAUUUGUGACAUUACAUCAUUGUCAAAUAAACCUAAUUUCCAGGAAAAUUUAA